CUUUUUAUGUGUGAAUCCACUGAAUGAAACGAAGGCAUGUUGUUGUAAGAAGUCAAUGCGAUUUGCGUUCAGUGUGUAGUGACGUGCCGCUGUAUUUCACUUUAUAUUCAGAUCGUUCAGCUUAGACAUUCUUUUUGAGUUCGUCGUGUCGGCAUUAAUAUAAUUAAUGUGUUUUCGUUUAGUUUAGCACAAAUAUUUUUCAACUACGAAACGUGAUACGAAAUAAAUACCAGCAAUAAUCGAAAGAAUAUCAUCGAACAAUUUGCUAAUAAAAUCCAUUCCAUAAUAAAUAAUGAGCACUCCCGCCGCCGUAGUUCCAGUUGCUCUUAAAAAGGGCAUUGUUAAACAGGUAUUAUCAGGCGAUAGCGUGAUAAUUCGAGGUUACCCAAAAGGUGGUCCACCACCAGAGAAACAAAUCACUUUCUCGAAUGUUUAUGCACCAAAACUUGCUCGUCGUCCAGCUGGAGCAAACGAUGAAUCAAAAGACGAACCAUGGGCUUGGGAAGCACGUGAAUUUUUGCGCUCUAAAUUGAUUGGCGAAGAGGUAUACUUCUAUAGUGAACGCCCACCAAACGCUAACCGCGACUAUGGUGUGAUUUACUUGGGAAGUGAUUCAUCCACCGCUACAAAUGUAACGGAACUUUUGGUGCAAGAGGGUUUGGUAUCGGUACGCAAAGAUAAUGCUCGUACACCAUCACCGGAAUUGCAACGAUUGCUCGAUUUCGAAGAAGCUGCUAAAGCAGCUGGCAAGAAUAAAUGGGGCAGUCAAUCGUCAGCCGAUCAUGUUCGUAAUAUCAAAUGGACACAAGAAAACCAACGAAACUUUGUCGAUCAAUUGGCUGGAAAGCCAGUUAACGCAAUCAUCGAACACGUUCGAGAUGGUUCAACCGUGCGCGCAUUCUUGGUACCACACCCAGAUUACCAUAGCUUAGUCCCAGACUUCCAAUACAUAACGUUGAUGAUUUCCGGCAUCAGAUGUCCGGGAUUUAAAUUGGAUGCUGAGGGUAAACCCGACCACAGCGUCGUUGUUGAUUACGCUGAAGAGGCAAGAUACUUUGUCGAAUCACGCUUGUUGCAACGUGAAGUUAAAAUUGUCUUGGAAUCGGUUAACAAUACCAACUUUGUGGGUUCGAUUCUCUUCCCCAAGGGAAAUAUCGCCGAAGCCCUCUUGCGCGAAGGUUUUGCCAAAUGCGUCGACUGGAGCAUGGCUUUUAUGAGAUCAGGCGCCGAUAAACUUCGAGCUGCCGAGCGUCAGGCGAAAGAAAAGAGAUUGAGAUUGUGGAAAGAAUAUCAAUCGAAUGCUCAGAAUUUCACCGGCAAAGAGAAAGACUUCACUGGCACUGUUGUUGAAGUUUACAAUGGUGAUGCCGUCAGUGUGAAAACACAAAGUGGCGCUAUCAAAAAAGUAUUUUUCUCUAGCAUUCGCCCACCACGAGAAGCUGGCCGUGCUGCCGAUGAUGAAGGUAAACUUCCACCAAGACCGAAAAACUUCCGUCCAAUCUACGACAUCCCAUUCAUGUAUGAAUGCCGCGAAUUCCUGCGCAAAAAGUUGAUUGGAAAGAAAAUUCAAUGCAACCUCGACUAUAUUUCACCUGCACGCGACAACUUCCCAGAGAAAUACUGCUAUACCGUUUCAAUCGGAGGACAAAAUAUUGCUGAAUUGUUGGUUGGAAAGGGUUUGGCAACUGUUGUUCGAUACCGUCAAGAUGAUGACCAACGUUCAUCACGUUACGAUGAACUCUUGACUGCCGAAGCUCAAGCCAUUAAAUCUAAUAAGGGAGUGCACGGCAAGAAAGACGCAACCCCAAUGCGCAUCAACGAUUUGACCGUUGAUCAUUCACGCAUCAGACAACAAUAUUUACCGUCAUGGCAACGUGCCCUCCGUACCGAAGCCAUUGUUGAGUUUAUUGCCAGUGGAUCCCGCUUCCGUUUGUUUUUGCCAAAGGACAGUUGCUUGGUUACAUUUUUGCUUGCCGGCAUCUCUUGUCCACGUUCAUCAAGACCCGCCGUCGGUGGCGCACCAGCCCAAGAAGGUGAACCAUUCGGUGACGAGGCUCUUAGCUUUGUUCGUGAAAAAAUCCUGCAACGAGAUGUUAGUGUGCACAUUGACACCACUGACAAGGCUGCCACCAGCGUCAUUGGUUGGCUUUGGACCGACAACAAUAUCAACCUGUCUGUUGCGUUAGUAGAAGAAGGUUUGGCCACUGUUCACUUCAGCGCCGAAAAAACCGAAUACUACCGUGCAUUGAAAACGGCCGAAGACAGCGCCAAAGCUGCCAAGAAGAAGAUUUGGGCAAACUACGUUGAAGAAGUUAAGGAAGAAGAAGUGAAAGAAGAGGAUAAGGAUGAAAAAGUUGGCGAGCGUAAAGUCAAUCAUGAGAAGGUUGUUGUGACCGAAGUUACACCUGAACUCCACUUCUUUGCACAACAUACCGAUCAAGGUGCCAAAUUGGAAACGCUCAUGUCCAAGCUUCGCAAAGAGUUCCAAGAAUCGCCCCCACUUUCUGGCGCAUUCACUCCAAAACGCAACGAUCUGUGUGCCGCUCAAUUCUCUGAAGACAACGAAUGGUACCGGGCCAAGGUUGAAAAGGUCCAAGGUCAAAAUGCCACCAUCCUAUAUGUUGACUACGGCAACAAAGAGACCGUUCCAACGUCUCGUCUAGCUUCGCUUCCACCCGCCUUCAUCAGUGACAAGCCAUAUGCUCAUUAUUAUGGUUUAGCACUUUGCCUUCUCCCGCCCGAAGAAGAUGACAAAAUCGAAGCAGCCAAGAACUUCGCUCAAGAUGCUCUCAACCGCGAUCUAUUACUUAACGUUGAAUACAAGAUAAAUGGUCAGCCAUUUGCAUCACUUACAGACCCCGCAGCAACAAACGCUGAUAUUGGCAAGGCUUUGGUUGCCGACGGAAUUCUUUUAGUGGAGAAACGUCGUGAACGCAAACUCGCCAAAUUGGUCGAGGAAUAUGUUGCUGCUGAAGCAUUGGCCCGAAAAGAUCACUUGGGUGUGUGGGAAUAUGGUGACAUUACGGAAGAUCCAAAAGAGUUCGGACGCAAUUAAGCAAUUCUUUCACUCAAACUCAAAACUUAAGAAGCAAACACCCUGCGUGCAUUAUUGAAACAAGUAAAAAACAACAACAACCACAACCACAACCAUCGGCCACUCAUUUUAUUGGGAACAUAAAGGAAUUUGAAUACGAAAGACAGAAGCGAGACACCAAGAGCAAAAUUAAAGGAAACUAUUUAUCACAUUGAAUCAGUUUUUAUAUAUAUGAAUGUAUUGUAAUUUUUUAUGUAUUUGGUAAUAAUGAACGGAAUGGAAGAAUAACGGGCAACAACGAUAUUGUCACUAUUAAGAAUAAACAGAAAAAAAAAAAUAAA
Messenger RNA from Sitodiplosis mosellana (orange wheat blossom midge), 3375 nucleotides. RefSeq names its product staphylococcal nuclease domain-containing protein 1 (gene Tudor-SN). The transcript has 10 exons. The coding region runs from base 293 to 3055 and encodes 920 amino acids. The record is from RefSeq and is a predicted model, not a curated record. Gene Ontology annotation, cellular component: nucleus; RISC complex; cytosol. Gene Ontology annotation, molecular function: RNA binding; nuclease activity. Gene Ontology annotation, biological process: mRNA catabolic process; regulatory ncRNA-mediated gene silencing. NCBI's taxonomy places the organism in Eukaryota, Metazoa, Arthropoda, Insecta, Diptera, Cecidomyiidae.